This is a messenger RNA of Abrus precatorius (Indian licorice), 2322 nucleotides long. RefSeq lists its product as uncharacterized. The transcript is spliced from 6 exons. Gene Ontology annotation, biological process: deoxyribonucleotide catabolic process. The coding region runs from base 774 to 1880 and encodes 368 amino acids. Lineage: Eukaryota; Viridiplantae; Streptophyta; Magnoliopsida; Fabales; Fabaceae. The record is from RefSeq and is a predicted model, not a curated record. Gene Ontology annotation, molecular function: 5'-nucleotidase activity.
AUAUAAAUAAAUAAAAAAUGGUAGCGGGUGAUCGGCAGAAAGGAGGCGAAAGGAGAAUCGACAAUAAUGCCCUAAUUUCCGCUUUAACAAUCAAUCAACUUUCCCCUUUUAUUUUCAGUUUUCUCUCUAAAUCUUCUCUUUAACAACGAAAGAUUAAUUAAUUGAAUUGGUUAAAGUUUCAAAUUCAAUGCAUGUAGUCUACAUUUCUACAUCCCCAGUGAUUCUAUAAAAUAACCAAAACCACAAACUAAAUCUGAGGAACUGCCAAAAAUCUGCAGAGAUUAGAAUCAAUCACCGAUAUGCAAGCAUUCUUCAUAGUCUAUGUUUUAAUGCAUAUUCGGUUUUGAGGUUCCCGAAUCUUCUUCAAAUUCUCAGCUUUCUCGUCAUUGUUCCUCCCCGUCAAAGUUUCCUUCUUUGGGUGUAUCUUUGUUGGAUCCGAGUCAUUGCAAGAUUUAAUCCUUUUCCGAAUCUUAUCAUUAUUGGACACUCCUAUUUUCCUGGUAAUUGGGAUUGAUAGCCUCGAAUUUCACAAUUGUAUUUCUAGGGUUUGUGUCGGGUUGUGUUUGGAGAUAUCCUUUUGACUCCCAAUGAGAUUGACGGACAAAAGAUUGGUCCUCGGUGAUCGCAGUGUUCAAUUCAAUAAGUUCUGGGAUUGAUUCUUUUUGAAAGGGAAUAUUGCCUUUUAGCUGUUAGAUUUAUCCGUUUAAAUUUUUUUUAACUUAUUUUUUUUUUAAUGGUGAUGCGAGAAUAUCAGAGCAAGAUUUGGUGUUAUUAUGUUUAGGUUAAAGAAAUGUGAAGGCCCUGUGCGUUUCUUGUAUCAGAAAACUAGGGAUCAUUCUCACCAUAACAACCUUAUGGCUCAUUUAGUAGGUUAUGAUCCUUGUUCCCACUUGAGCAAGGCCUUUACUCAGUACCCUUCUUUUUCUUCCUAUAAUCGUGGCAGCUACUUGUCUUUCCCAUUUCUCCAUAACCUUGUUUAUGCUAAUGUUUUUGGGGUUAGCAAAAGCAUUGAUUUUGGUACUAAAGGUUGUAGCUUUGACUCCAGUGGUAGUUGUAAUGGUAAUAGUGAUAAGAUGUUUGUGAGGGCAAAGGCAAGGCCCCGUGGCUUUGCGUCUCAUCGUCGCCAACCGAUGUUAGCUGAUUUGGAGGAAAGGAAUUCUGCCAAGGGUGGUGAUCAUGAUGCCACUCUGGUUAAGGUUGAUAAUGGUACUUUAAAUGGAAGUCCUGUUAAACCUCCUAGUAUCAGUGAUCACCGGUUGUCCCAGAAACUUGUUGUUGCUGUUGAUGUUGAUGAGGUAUUAGGAAACUUCGUGUCAGCUCUCAACAAAUUCAUUGCAGAUCGAUAUUCAUCAAAUUAUUCAGUUUCUGAAUAUCAUGUGUAUGAGUUCUGUAAGAUAUGGAAUUGUUCACGUGACGAAGCUGAUAUUCGUGUUCAUGAGUUUUUUAAGACACCGUAUUUCAAGUCAGGGAUCCACCCUCUUCCAGGUGCUCAGACAGCUCUUCAGAAUUUAUCAAGAUUUUGUAGCCUAUCAGUUGUAACAUCACGGCAGAAUGUAAUUAAGGAUCACACUAUUGACUGGAUAGAGAAGAAUUAUCCUGGACUGUUUCAUGAGAUUCACUUUGGUAACCACUUUGCUCUUAAUGGGGUGUCAAGAUCAAAGUCAGAAAUUUGUAGGUCUUUAAAUGCCAAGGUUCUUAUUGACGAUAAUCCACGAUACGCCGUAGAGUGUGGUGAUACCGGAAUUAGAGUGCUACUUUUUGAUUAUGAAAACUCGUACCCUUGGAGCAAGAGUGAGUCUGUUGAUCAGCACCCUCUGGUGACCAAAGUUAAGAACUGGGAAGAAGUGGAACAACAGUUAAUGUCGUUGAUCGCUUCGUAGAUUUUAAAUCCUGUAACAGGGAUUUGUGGAAAGUUAUCCUUUUCUACAAGUACAAGAAGUGCUGGGAUAAUUCUUAUGUUUGAAAUAAGAUAUAUAUUCUUGGGAGUUUGAAACGGCUGCUAGGAGGGGUGGCAAGUAGGCUGAGGUUAAAGAAAUAUAAAUCAACAGGGUUAUAUUCUUUUUCCCAUUUUGGACAACAUUAAGGAAGAUUGGAAAAGGAAGUUGUUCCUUAUGGUGGAAAUUAUUGUGAUUUUAGCAUAUAAAUAAUUAGGCAAAGAUUUGUUCACGCCCUCCAUGAAUGUAGCUGGUAAAUCCAAGUCACAUUGGUAGUACCAUCUUACAAAAUGAAUCAUACCCGUUAUACACAAAAUUUCAAAUUGUACGAUUUCUGAUGUUGAAUAAUGAUUAUACACAAUAUAGAAGUCCAUACCCAUCAAGGGUU